AUGCCACCGACGGUGGCGUCUUCAUCUCAGCAAGCACCGCGUUUAGAAUCACACGUUUCGCCGGACGUCUUCCUGCAUGUACCAACAUCUGUGGCGCGGUUGAAAACAGGUGGAGCGGCACGCAAAAUCCGGCAUGAGACGACGGAUUCUGGGACGACGGCGACGGCAACGAGUAUGUCUUUGAAUCUAGUGUUUUUCAUCACGGGGAAUCCGGGGUUGAUUGGUUAUUAUCAUCCGUUCCUGGCGGGGUUGGCAAGGGCUUUGGACGGCAAAGACAAGGACGACGAGCAGCGGGAGAGGUCUCGAGGAGGAGGUGCGGUGCCUGUGCUCGCGGGCUUCAGUCUCGGGGGGUUUGAGGUUGAGGAUUGGGAUCGGGACUGCGAUUCGAGGGCCGUGACUGCUGAAGGCCAAAGCGCGAGCGGACGGCACGAGAGCUUACGCGAUCUCCUCUUCCCUGCUUCCGCGGCGUUGUCGCCGUCUUCGUGUCGCGAGAAAAUCCACACGCUAGCUGAGCAGGUGGCGCUGUGCUAUGCGAGGCUGGAGAACCUCGUGGGCAGGAUCCGACUGCAUUUCGCGGAGGAACUUGCCGGGUCGCGGCGGAAAGGAGCGGGGGGAGGUGGCGGCGGUGGUGAUGCUCCCGGCGCUUCUGGCAUGGAUGCACCAGAUGUGGAAAUCGACGUGACGCUCAUCGGGCACAGCGUCGGCGCAUACAUCGCUCUGGAGCUGGUGAGGCUAUGCCAUGAACGGGCAAGAAAUGAGCGGCCAUCACUGUCACUAUCGCCAUCACAGUUGUCUCCUGGAUCAGCAUCGAGUGCGCCUGCUACUGCUGCUUCUACUUCUACGACUACUGACACCACCACCACCGCCGCCGCUCCAGCACCAUCGCCAGCGCGAUGGCACAUCGAUUCCUCCAUCCUGCUAACGCCCACCAUCCAAGACCUGUACCUCUCGCCGUCCGGGCGCAUGGCCAGCCUGCUGCUCACGUACACGCCAUUCAUGCCCGGGCUAGCACACGGCCUCGUGCAGAACGUGUUGGUGAACUGGCUGCCGGGUUCGUGGAUCGAGGCCCUCGUGCAGCGCGCGACGGGUAUGCGCGUUGGGAGUCAUGGGCUGGCGACGACGUUGGCGUUUUUGAGGAGUCGCAACGGCGUCAGGCAGGCGCUCGAGAUGGCGAAGUGUGAGUUGAGGGAGAUUCGGGGGGAGAGCUGGGGAGGCGAGGUUUGGGGCGCUACAGCCGUCGCAGAGGUGGAUGGACAUGGGGAUGGGGUAGGUCAGGUUGUGAGGACCCCGAGGCUUUAUUUCUGGUUUGCGAAGCAGGAUCAUUGGGUCGCGGAUGUGACGAGGGAGGAGAUUUUGAGAAGGAGGGGGGGAAGGAGGACUGGGUUUCUCUACGGUGAUGGCCAAGGCAAGCUUGGUCCGGGAGACGGCCUUCAGUCAGAGGAGUAUCACCGGGUAAGAAACAGGGCACCGAAGAUUUUGAUAGAUGAGACGGAGAGAUUGGUCCACGCGUGGUGUUUGACACAGAGUGAACUGGUGACUCGACGGGUCGGUGGAUGGUUAGAGGAGUUAUGGGAUCAGAAUGAAUAG
Molecule: messenger RNA, 1587 nt
Organism: Exophiala aquamarina CBS 119918
Lineage: Eukaryota; Fungi; Ascomycota; Eurotiomycetes; Chaetothyriales; Herpotrichiellaceae
Exons: 1
Coding region: 1-1587 (528 amino acids)
Biological process (GO): lipid storage
Cellular component (GO): lipid droplet
Molecular function (GO): lipase activity
Source: RefSeq, a predicted model, not a curated record